AUGCCAGAGCUUUUCACAUUUGAGCUGACUGAUCUGUAUGAUAAGAAGAACAUUCCCAAGGUUAUUUAUUGUAUUCAUGCCCUAUCCUUCAUUCUCUCGGCUGAAAAUCUUGCCCCGGCUAUUGGUAAUUUGGUAGGUAAGUUGGAAUUUACUGAUGAUGAAUUAUAUCAUACUCAAAAGGGCCUGGAUGCCUCGGGAGUAAAUUUACCCAACUUUGCUGGCAUGAACAGACACUUCGAGCAGCAGCAGCCACCUCAGCUCUCAGAAGAAGAGCAGAUGGCCGUGGACUUUCAAAAAUGCGAAGGAGACAUAAUUUUAUUACAAGCCUUGUGUCGAGGAGCACUAGGCAGGAAAUACCAACACCUUCUUAAAUCCUGUGUUCAUGAUAUUGUUCAAUUGCAGGCAGCUGGAAGAGGCUCGCUGUUUAGAUAUGAACACAACGCUGAUAGGUACAUUUUAGAACGCUCUGAGGACAAGAUCGCCUCAUUGCAAUCUUGUGUACGGGCCUCAAAUGUUCGACGGCGGCUAGCUCAGCAACAAAACCAACAGCUGAAACAUCAUAUUUUAUGGUCUAAACUUCAGGCUGGUGCUCGAGGAGCCCUGUUAAGGGCAGACUUGAGGGAGAUGCAGUAUGACUUAAAAUUCCUUGCACUACCCGAUAUACUCGCGCUGCAAUCUGUUAUACGCGGCACAAAUCUUCGGAGGAGGUUAUCUCAAAUUAGCGAAAGCUUUACUACAAAGUCACAAAGCGUAUCCCUCAUACAGGCAAAAAUUCGAGGAAAUCUUCUUCGCAGUAAGAAAGAAGGAUUGCGACAAGUCCUCGAGUCGGAAGUAGACAGUGUCAUCGGCUUUCAAUCUUUGAUUAGAGCAUUACCAAUUCAACGUACCACGAGAGAAAGACUUUCAAAUCUUCGUAGCAAUGGAACAACGAAUGAUAUCAAGGUGCUUCAGUCUGUGAUUCGUGCCCGUAAAGUACGUCAACAGUUGAACCAGGAUGAGACAAUUUUAGAAAAGGAGUCUGAUAUAAUAGUCGGCCUUCAAUCCUUAAUCAGAUCAGCGAAAGUGAGAGGGAAAUUUGAAGCUCAGAAGUGUCAUAUAUACGACAGCGAAGUGGUAAUAGCUCGUCUUCAGUCAGUUAUCCGAGGAGAUCUUGUUAGGAAAAAAGUUGAUUUUGUCAAGUCGCAAACUCUAAAGUGUAUGAGCGAAAUCAUUGAAUUACAGUCGAUAGCUCGCGGUUCUCUUUUGCGAUCUAAGGUGUGCCAUAUCAGAAAUAUCCUGAACGAGGAAGAAACUUCGGUACUCUCCUUACAGUCGAUAGCUCGCGGCAACCUCUUACGAACCGAUGUAUAUGAACUCCAUUACCAAUUAGAUUUUCAUUUGUCAGCUAUCACCAACUUACAAUCUAUUUUCCGCGGUGUAGUAACUCGGUUUGCGUAUACACUGAUGCUGGAAGAAUUUGAAGAGGAAGAAGAGAAUAUUAUUCUUCUUCAGGCAAGACUUCGUGGUUAUUUGGUUCGAAAGGAUUAUGCUGAUCGUAUGGAAUUUUUCCGAAAGAAUCUAGACAAGGUAAUAAAGAUUCAGAGUUUUGUGCGUGCCAAACGACAAGGUGAUGCCUAUAAAUCCCUCAUAACCGGUCAAAACCCACCUUUAUCCACGGUGAAAAGCUUUGUACAUCUUUUGGCAGACAGCGACCUCGACUUUGAACAGGAAAUUAUUUUGGAGCAGAAUCGAAAACGAGUUAUCGACGAAGUUCGAAAUAAUGAGAUGCUAGAACAGUUCAUAACUCAACUAGAUGUUAAAAUUGCGCUUCUCUUGAAGAACAAAAUUACUAUAGAUGAACUCGUUCGUCACCGAAACAAAGGCGUGAAGGCAAGACUCUCGGUAAACUCAACGAACGAUAUGUUUGACCUGAAGGCUCUAAAUAAGACAUCUCGUCGGAGAUUAGAAUUAUACCAAGGAUUCUUUUACAUAAUUCAGACGCAACCUCAGUACUUAGCUAGACUUUUUAGAAAAGUCCGCGAUCGAGUAUUAGUGGAAAAAGAAAUCAAGGAUGUUGAAGGAUUGGUGAUGAACCUCUAUGGCUAUGCUCAGAAAAGUCGUGAAGAAUAUUUCCUUCUUCAGCUGAUUGGCAGAAGUAUUCAAGAAGAAGUGGAAAAUGCUGAGAAUGUUAAGUCAUUCCUUCGUGGAAAUUAUAUUUGGUGGAAGUUAGUUGCAGCUCUAAAUAGAGGCACUAAGACGAGAAAGUCCCUACGUGAUGUAUUAGGAAACGCUGUAGCCAAAGUUGUCGAUGCUGAAGACUUGGACCUCGAAAGUGAUCCUUUAGCUAUUUACAGAACCUCUAUCAAUAACGAAGAGCUAGCUACGGGUCGUUUGAGUUACAGAUCUCCUAAUAUUCCUGUUGACGAAGCUAUUCAAGAUCCUGAGACGAGAAGUGUGUUUAUUAACAAUCUGCAAAACUUGCGUGAAUUGUCAACCAUAUUCCUUAAUGAUAUUGAAGAGCAUAUCGAUGACAUUUCGUACCAUAUAAGAUACCUAGCAAAGGUGAUCUACGACAUUUCGAAAAGGCAGUUUGGCGACGUUUCUGGUUCUAUGAGAGAAAGCUCUAAAGACAGAUUACUGGCAGUUGUUGGUUACGUCUUAUUCAACCAAUAUCUGAUCCCAGCAAUAGUUGCCUCGGAUUCCUACGGAAUUGUGGGUAAUGCUUUGAGUGCUCAGCAAACUAAGAACUUGAACGAUGUAGCUAAGAUCCUCUCUCAAAUUGCCUCAUUAAGGCCAUUUUCUAAGGAUGAUGUGUAUCUCCAACCGCUCAACGACCAUGUGAAAUCAUGCAUAUCAAGAAUGAAGGAAUUUUUCAAAAAAGUAAUCUAUGUGCAAGAUUUGGAACAAGAGUUUAAUACAAACAUAUUUGAUGACCUUACUUCACAUCAGAAACCCAAAUUGUACCUGAAGACUGCUGAUAUAUUCUCAAUUCACUCCCUGAUAUGCCAAGAACUGGAUGUAGUAGCUCCUAAUGAAGACGAUUCUUUAAGAGAUGUUAUUCGACAACUGGGAAGUCUCCCGAAUGAUGCCAGUGAGAUUCUAAAUAUUGCAAGAUUUACUGAGGUCAAAUUAGAUUUGAAUCCAAGCUUUUGCAGAGUUGAAGAUCCUGAGGCCGAAAUCACUUCUCUUUUCGUGGCCACCAAACGAUGCAUGCUUUAUGUUUUGCGCGUUCAAACUGGUGCCAACUUGCUGGAGAUUCUUCUGAGUCCUGUAAUGAUGGAGCAUGAGGAAAAAUAUCAAGCAAUCCUUAAAGAAGAAAUGGUGGAACGCGGAAAGAGGAAUAUUGCAUAUUCUGAGAAUGCUUUGGGAGAUCUUUCCAAGCUCACGUAUCGAGAACUCAAGCUUUUAACAUUGGAAAAAGUUAUCGAGCUGGAAUCUUUUGGUCGUAUCAGUAGAGAGGACAACUACCAAGGCAUACUUAAUUCGAUUGCCUUGGAUAUCAAGUCUAAAAGAAAUCGCCAAAUUUCACGCGAAAAAGAAAUGGAAGGCAUGAAGCAAACAUUGACACAUUUAAGCGAAAAGGAAGCUUAUUUGCAGACCCAGUUGAAAACGUAUAACAACUAUAUUGAGCAAGCUAUGUCAACUUUGCAAACUAAAAAAGGCAAACGUAAACCACUUGUAUUGCCUUUUACCAAGCAAUACUUUCACAUUCGAGAUUUGCAAAGAAAUGGCAGGGUUCCCAAAUUUGGAUCGUACAAGUACACAGCAUCGAACUUGUUUGAAAAGGGCGUGCUUGUGGAAUUGAAUGGUUACUCAGAGAAGCAGUAUAAUCAAGUCACUUUCACAUUUUCUUCCGAUGAAGUUGGGGUUUUCAACAUUGAGGCUGCCUAUGGGUUGAUAGUACUGCCGGGUGCAUCUAGUGCACUCACUCUCGAUGAACUGCUCGGACAGCAGUAUAAUAAUAUGCAGUACAUUUCUUUGUUCGAUGACAUGGUUAAAAUGAAUACCAACUUAACACUCCACUUUAUUUUCAAGAAAUUUUAUGGUGACAGCCAAUAG
Molecule: messenger RNA, 4038 nt
Organism: Sugiyamaella lignohabitans
Lineage: Eukaryota; Fungi; Ascomycota; Dipodascomycetes; Dipodascales; Trichomonascaceae
Gene: IQG1
Product: Iqg1p
Exons: 1
Coding region: 1-4038 (1345 amino acids)
Biological process (GO): regulation of actin cytoskeleton organization; regulation of GTPase activity; mitotic actomyosin contractile ring assembly actin filament organization
Cellular component (GO): mitotic actomyosin contractile ring; cytoplasm
Molecular function (GO): actin filament binding; GTPase activator activity; calmodulin binding
Source: RefSeq, a predicted model, not a curated record